UUUUAUUCCCGCAGCUCAGUCCUCAAAGCUGUCAGAAAGUCCUUCUACUUUUAAAGCCGACUAUCCAGGUGCUGUCUAUUAGGACAACCACCAGGGUCCUUUCCAUCAUGAGUGGAAGCGGCGGUUUCUACAAGUACCGAUGCAAAUACUUUUAUACCCAUAAUUGUCCUAAUUGGGUUUAUGUCAAUAACUCUCCUUGCGCAAACUGCUGUGCGGAAGGACGAGACGCCGACGGAGGGGCUUCUGAGAUGCCCCCGUCGAGAUACGCACACGAUAUUUGCGUUCCACGAGUUGAAGACGGUGUUGUACACUAUACCCUGAUGGAAAUUGUCAACACUGACGAGUCUGGCAACCAAUGGACGCUCAGAUACAAAGUAAACCAAAGCCAGAUCCCUACCGUUAUUACGACCAACGCUACUCCGGGACCACCAGUUCCAGCAACUAGCUACUGAAGCCACGAUGGCUUGCGUGGCCUGUUACGGCAAUCGAAGAAUAUUGGGCGUUUAUGGGGAGGAAGUGAGAUUAUUUG
Molecule: messenger RNA, 529 nt
Organism: Hypoxylon trugodes
Lineage: Eukaryota; Fungi; Ascomycota; Sordariomycetes; Xylariales; Hypoxylaceae
Exons: 2
Coding region: 108-452 (114 amino acids)
Source: RefSeq, a predicted model, not a curated record